Trichoplusia ni (cabbage looper) is the source of this 1329-nucleotide messenger RNA. RefSeq lists its product as uncharacterized. The coding region runs from base 209 to 1267 and encodes 352 amino acids. Lineage: Eukaryota; Metazoa; Arthropoda; Insecta; Lepidoptera; Noctuidae. The record is from RefSeq and is a predicted model, not a curated record. The transcript has 10 exons.
AUUAAAAUAUUACUAUUUUAAAAAGGCUUUAUUUAAUUGCGAUCAAUGUAAACCACCAUCAGGCAUCUGGCUGAAUACAAAAACCCAACGCUCGUUAAAAAGAAAGUUAAAUAGGCGCCAAUCCGAUUUUAAAUUAGUUUUGUAAAGUUAGAGUUUAUUAUUCUUUCUUUCGUUAUUAUAAUUAAAAACCACAUAAACUAACGAUAAUAUGGAUAGAUAUGUGAUAAGAGAACCAAGAGCUGGCGCAAGCUAUCCACAGGGAAAUCAAAUGAUGGCGUUUCCAAUAAACGCAGCAAGAAGUAAUACGAUGCUCGCUGAAAAUGUUUAUUAUAAUGGGCCGUAUGCAAAUCAAUUUCCGAAUGCACAAAAUGUUCCUUAUUCAAAUUUCAUGGAUGUUGGCCACAUGAAUGCACAACAAAACGUUUACGGACAAAACAUGAUGACUGGUUCGGGUCAAGUAAUGACGGGAAUUGACCCAAGGUAUUUAGCCAAUUAUGCUGAUAACAGCGCGCAAUUUAUUGUAACAGGUCAGCAAAUGCACGGAGAAAAAGUACCACUACAAACACCACUUAACGCUGGCUUCGGAACUAAUUACAGCAACCAUACGUUUUUAGGAGCUGACAGGAAUAAGGCUAAAAGUUUUACUCCACAAGUCGUAACUGCUCCACAGACAGAAGCACCGAAUCACAAUAUUAACAGGUUCGAAGGAAAUAUGAAAAACAAUGUACAGACCAAGCAAUAUGCUAAAGUGGAACCAGCUCAGCAGAACCAAACUAAUGCCAUUCCAAAAACCUCAUCCAACACCAAUAUAACGAAGAAAGAACCACACAACCAAGUAAUGUCGAGAAUGGAUAAAUUAAAGGCUCUUCACAAAAGCGGUCCGAGAGCGUUUUCCGGUCCGGUGGAGAAGGUGCUUAAAUGGCACAAGGCUUUACAGGACAUAGGCGUUUUUGUAUUUUACGAAAUCGUCGCUAAAUGUGUGAGCAUAAGGCCCGGUGAGUCUUAUGCCAAGAACUUAGUAAUAAGAGACGAGAACGGACCAGCAAUGCAGGUCGUUUACUACGAAAUUGAUUUUAUGCUUCCCGAUAUUCAACCAUCCUCCACUAUCAGGGUAAUAGGAAGAAUGAUGGCUGGUACGUGCAGACUACAGGCAUUCAGUGUCAGAUUGGCAACAGGUGAUGACGUCGCGACUUUGCAACGCCGCGCCGCUGUCGCCGCACAUCACGUAGCUCGGCUUUGCAAAGAUUACGGAAAUAAUCCGGUUUGAAUAGCUAUUGUUUUAUGUUUGUGAUUGAAUUUAUCAAUAAAAUUGUAUCAUUCUUGUUUGGA